UUGAACGCAUCGGUCGAAUAUUUUAUUGCCCACUUUUUUUCUUCUGCUGCCUUCCCUGCGGUGGUGAUGUCAUAACAAACACUCACCUGCUAUUAGGCCGGAUUCACAACAAUAGUGUUGCACACAAAGAGAGACUGAAACUGUGAGAGGAUCGCGCAGCAAACAUCUGUUUUCAGCUUUUCAGUCGGGUUCCCGUUUCUGUGCGCUGGGUAUGGAAAGGGAAAGGAAAAGAGACUCUUGGGCCGGAGGGGUGGACGUGCCCUCAGCGCGGAAAAAGCCUGCCAUGGACACGUUUCGAGCGGAGCCGGUGUGGACCGAGGACACCUGCGAUGUUUACGGAAGCUAUUACGCUGGAAAUCCACCGACGGGCGAUCCGCAAACGGAGCGGGAUCUUGACCACUACUCUCGGGAACAACACAUCAGUCGGAAACCAAAAUUCGCCGACAGACUUGGAGAGAUUUCUUCGAGACUGCGUCAACCGGCGACAGACGUGCGUACGGCGGCAGCAGACAGUCAGGCCCGAAGGGGGUCGCGGUCGCCGAGAAGCCAUCCCGGCCAUAAUUACCAGGUUCCGAUAGCAGAUGUGCCGCUGUCUGGCCUUACUGACUCAGCGGAGCCCCGCAGUCAACACUCCGUGUCUGCAGAGACAAACACUGAUGUCCACUACGCUACCUACGAUCCUUCAAGACGGGAUAAUUUCUACCGAAGACACACGGCUCAUUCUAAGACGAGCAGCCAAGACUCCGGAGUGGAGUCCAACCAAGACGAUGCGGAACUAAGCAGCCCCUUUCACAGAAGACACACAGUCCCUUUUCCCGAGGGUUCCACACAACAGCAAAUAGAACCGGACAAGUUUCAGGACAAAGAGGAUCUCGAGAGACUAAACCGUCACUUGUCCGAAAGGAUCCGCGUUUUGGAAGACAGAAAUAGAGUAUUACAGACCCAUCUUCAAGACACAGCCGGAGAAGGCGAAGACAUCUCUCACAUGUUUGACACCUGGGAGGAAGGCGAGCAGAGGGUGAAAUUUAGCACCUUGAAGAGGGGAAGACUCAUGCCCGAAGUCAGGGAAAGUUUGGAAUUAACCAUAAGCAGGUGGGAAGCAGCCGCCCAGGAGUACAAAACGAGAUGGGAGGCAGAGGAGAGAAGUCGGAAAGAGUGCGAAACGAAACUGCUGGAGAGAGAACGGGACCUGUACGACGCCAGGCGGGAGACACAGGAAGCGCAGCUGAAAAUGCGGCGUCUACAAGACACGGCGCAGAACUUUGAAGCGGAGGUGGCCAAGCUGAGGGAGGAGCUGAAGGAAGCCAGAACACAGCUUCGUGAAUCUCUUCAACCCAUUCAGAAUGGGGCAGGUGAGAACUAUGACAGGUUCGCGGCGGACAUGGCGGACGCUCUGCAAGAGAUUCGAGAGGAAUACGACACCAUGGCACAACAGAAAGUCCAGGAGGCAGAGGCCUUCUAUAAGUCACAGAUGGACACGCUGUCGUCCACAAUCAAUGUCAAUCAUAAGAAACUGGAAGAUGCCACGGCCAAGAUCAGGAAACACAGGGCUGAGGUGGAUUCACUGAAAAAGGAGAAACGAGAACUUAAAGUCCAGAAUGAAAAGAUUGAGGAAAAACUUCGGGAGGCCGAGACAAGUCUCCACGCGCAGUCGGAGAAGUACGAGACCACCAUUUCUGAACUGGAGAAAAACCUCGCGAGACUUCGAGACGAGAUGAUCGAACAGCACAUCAACAGCCACAACGUUAACCUGGCGCUGAAGAGGGACGUUGAUGCUUACAAGAAACUCCUGGAAGGUGACCCACACAGACUAGAUUCUCUGUCAGCCAUGUUGUCACCUCCUCACAAGAAACAGACCAAUGAGGUGUUCUGCAGAGAUGCGUCUACUUCGCCCAUUGUAGCCCCCAUCAUUGGCGAGCAUAAAGAGGUGGAGACUACCGAAAAGGAUGACGUCAUAGAUGAGGAAAUCACUGACGGAGAGAAGCUGUCGCCUUCAGAGCGGGAUAUCAUCACAGUCUUCGAGCAAAACACAUGCCACCCACCUGAUAUCAUUCCACAAGAACGGGCAGACAGUGCAAACUACACCCAAAGGAAUACAGCAAGCAAUACAGACGAAGAAACAGAUUACAGUCUGACUGACUUCUGGACACCAAAGAGCCCAUUAAACCAUCUACAUGACCAGUGGCCCGCAGUGACCGCUGAUGACACCAGCCAUGUUUCACCGCCAAGAACACCACAGCCUACAGAAAGUACCUCAGCCGUCGCCAUGGUUACGUCAUCAAACGACAGAGUGCACACAAUGACCUCUCCCGCCAAAAGAGACCCCGUCACGGACUGGGCAACGCUGUUGUCGCCGAGAACACGGACAGCCACCAGGCGUUGUUCUCUCCCGGCUACUGCAGCAGAGGUAGCCCCUCCCCAGCCCGUGAUGGCCCCGAGAGGACACGAUCACAUCCGGUACCUUCUGGGCGGGUACAGGGUACAGCACCCUCAGCAGCCACAACUACUAGAACCACAAGUAGAAGACUCUGGUGAAGAAGACGAUGAUCAAGUUUUCCACAAACAACAACCACUGUUUCAUUUGCGAGAGAUUUCAGAAAAAUUGCGAUCGUCCGAGACUCUGCCAUGUAGUUUGAAAGUUGAAGACGAGGAAGACGACCGUCCGGCUGCGGGUCCCAGCACGUUUGUGCCGCACCUGACGGGGAAGUGGUUGGAGGACAGCUACUUCAGUAUCGUCUGCAGAUCCACAGGCCACGCCCUGGAUAUCCUACCCCCAGGCGGUGGGGAUACCUGGGUUCCCGGGGGUGGGGACGUCAGCCCGACUCCCUCGGCCGCUAGCUGGAAGUUCAAACACGGCGCUAGUGUAGUGAUGGCGGAGAGACAGGAGCGCAGUGACAGUCAGAUGUGGUACUACAUCACGGGCGCGAUCGUCAACAAGGCAACAAACUACGUCCUGACGGUGAAGGGCGACAUGGGGGAUCCGGGAACACCUGUCGUGGUCUGCUCCCCGUCCAAGAGGGAGGGGCAGCAUUGGACGGUGUUGGCAGAUGGCCACAUCCUGUCCCAGCUGACCGGGUUUUGUCUGACCGUGGAGCUGCUGACCAGUCCGUGGGACCUCGGACACGUCAUGAUGUCCCCUCACCAGACGCAUGCGCAGCUGGCCGACAGGCAGAUCUGGGACAUCAUGACCGCAGAGACGGAAAUCUAGAAACCAGCAAUGUACGAGCUUGGAAGUUUCUCUGUGUCGGUAGAAUUCAUUGUCCAAGGAUCUUUGAACUGCAAUUGCCAAGACAAAGAACCGGACUAGAAUAUUAUCACAUUUAAGUAAUAAGCAUAUUAUCAAGAAAAGCACUCAAGAAAGCCCGUAGGUUGCAAUAAUCGAAAUUUUUCUUUGCUUUGCUGACAUCUACCUAUAUAUUAAGUACCAUUCUGAUCAAUGAACAACCCCCGAAUGUCUAAAAAAACGGAAACGAAAGCAUUGUAGAGGCGAAAACUGGCAUAAUGUCAAGAAAGUACCCAGAUAUGUACUUUGGAAUAAAAAUUACACAUUUACA
Messenger RNA from Branchiostoma floridae (Florida lancelet), 3554 nucleotides. RefSeq names its product zinc finger CCCH domain-containing protein 13-like. The record is from RefSeq and is a predicted model, not a curated record. The transcript is spliced from 13 exons. Bases 212 to 3208 code for a protein of 998 amino acids. NCBI's taxonomy places the organism in Eukaryota, Metazoa, Chordata, Leptocardii, Amphioxiformes, Branchiostomatidae.